Messenger RNA from Aspergillus nomiae NRRL 13137, 2241 nucleotides. Its product is annotated as glutamate--tRNA ligase GUS1. Bases 1 to 2241 code for a protein of 746 amino acids. The transcript is spliced from 4 exons. The record is from RefSeq and is a predicted model, not a curated record. Lineage: Eukaryota; Fungi; Ascomycota; Eurotiomycetes; Eurotiales; Aspergillaceae. Gene Ontology annotation, biological process: translation; glutamyl-tRNA aminoacylation. Gene Ontology annotation, molecular function: ATP binding; glutamate-tRNA ligase activity. Gene Ontology annotation, cellular component: cytosol; cytoplasm; methionyl glutamyl tRNA synthetase complex.
AUGCCCCUCCAAAUAUUUCACGAUACUCUUUUCCCCACCAUAGAAGCUCUAGACGGAUUCAUUCGGAUUUUUACCAGUGAAUUCGGAGCCAUCAUGUCUAACAUGCAGUUGACCUUGGCCGCAAAGGCCAGCCAGGCUGCUUUGCUCCCUGUUCUUCUGGUUGCAACCUCUAUCAAUGAAGCACGGCCAUCCCCGGUGAUUAACAUCACCUACGAGGAUAAGGCUGUUCUUGAACAGGGCGACAAGGCUGUUGUUCAGUUCACGGGUGCUAGCGGAGCUCCUGUUUUCGGACCUGUGAACGCUAUCCAGGAGUUGCUCAAGGACUUUCCAUUCCUCAACGCGAAGGAUCAGAAGCUGGAGAACGAGUGGCUUUCUCAGCUUGAUACCUUUACUACCCUCGACUUCAAGGCCCUCGAUCCUUUGCUCCAGGGCCUUAAUACCCAUCUUCUUCUCCGGUCCUUCGUCGUCGGAUACUCGCUUUCCACAGCUGACAUUGCCCUGUGGGGUGCUCUCCGCGGAAACCGUGUCGCCGUCUCUGCUAUCAGAAAGGGAGCUCUUGUCAACGUGACUCGUUGGUUUAGCUUCUUGGAAGAUCUCUGUCCGUGGGCCACAUCUGCUCUUGAGGCGCUGAAUGCCGCAGCAAAGGAAAAGAAGGCCACCAAGGGCAAGGAAGGCAGUGCUAACUACGAUGUUGCGCUUCUGAACACUGAUAAGGGUGUUGUGACCCGGUUUCCCCCUGAGCCUUCAGGAUAUCUCCACAUUGGUCACGCCAAGGCAGCUCUUCUCAACGAUUACUUCGCCCACGAGAAGUACAAUGGCACAUUGCUUGUCCGCUUCGAUGAUACCAACCCUACCAAGGAAAACUCUGAGUUCCAGGAUGCUAUCCUUGAAGAUCUUGCUCUCAUGGGUAUCAAGGCCGACAAGAUGAGCUAUACUAGUGACUACUUUGAACAGCUCUACGAGUAUGGUGUGCAGAUCAUCAAGGAUGGAAAAGCAUACGCCGACGAUACAGAUAAGGAGACUAUGGCGGCGCAGAGAAUGGACGGUCUGCCUAGUAAGCGUCGUGAUGCCACUGUUGAGGAGAACCUUGCUCGAUUCGAGGAAAUGAAAAAGGGCACUCCUGAGGGUCUUGGAUGGUGUAUUCGUGCCAAGAUCUCUGCCGACGACAAGAACAAGGCUCUUAGAGAUCCUGUUAUCUACCGCUCCAACCCCGACCCUCACCACCGCACGGGCACCAAGUGGAAGAUUUAUCCCACUUAUGACUUUGCAUGCCCUAUUGUCGACUCUAUUGAAGGUGUUACUCAUGCUCUUCGAACCAAUGAGUACCGUGACCGGAACCCUCAGUACCAAUGGAUGCAGGACGCCCUCAAACUCCGCUCGGUGCAGAUCUGGGACUUUGCUCGCAUGAACUUCAUCCGAACCCUUCUGUCCAAGCGCAAGCUUACUAAGCUUGUUAACGAGGGCGUUGUCUGGGGCUGGGAUGACCCUAGGUUCCCUACAAUCCGUGGUAUCCGUAGACGAGGCAUGACCAUCCCUGCCCUGAGGGAGUUCAUUCUCAGGCAAGGCCCUAGCAAGAACAUCACGAACCUUGACUGGACCCUCAUCUGGGCGACAAACAAGAAGUACAUUGACCCAGUUGCACCCCGCCAUACCGCUCUCCUUCAGAAGGACGCUGUCAAGACAACUAUUAAGGGAGCUCCCGCACCCUACACUGAAGAGAAGCCCAAGCAUAUUAAGAACCCUUCAGUUGGCACGAAGAAGGUCGCCUACAGUGGCUCCAUCCUCCUUGAGCAGGAGGAUGCCAAGAGCUUCAAGCAGGGUGAGGAGAUCACCUUGAUGAACUGGGGCAAUGCGAUUGUGCGCCAGAUCGUGACUGACCCAAGCUCCGGUGUUGUUAAGGAGCUUGAGUUGGAGCUGCACCUGGAAGGUGAUUUCAAGAAGACUGAGAAGAAGGUCACUUGGCUGUCUACUGACCAGGACCUGGUCCCAGUGGAAUUGGUCGACUUCGACUACCUUCUCAACAAGGACACCUUGCAGGAGGAUGAUGCUCUUGAGGACGUCCUGAACAGGAACACUGAGUUCAGGGAGAGUGCUACUGCUGACUGCAAUGUUGCCGAGUUGAAGGAGGGCGACAUCAUCCAGUUUGAGCGUAAGGGAUUUUACCGUGUGGACAAGGCUUAUGCACCGGGCCAGCCGGCUGUUUUGUUCUACAUCCCUACGGGAAAGACCGGCGGUAAAUAA